GGAUGUGGCGGGAAAGUGACAAUUUUGCAAAUUCCACUUCUUAGCUGAGAAGAUACUUUUGCUUCUGAUGAUGUUACCGAGUUUGGUAAUAAAACGUCUGCCAAAAAACCCAACCAAGCUCAGAAAGCACCGAGGACCCCACAGUUCAACCCUGAGCUACAAAUAUUCUCUUCUAUUGGAAAUAAGUGUUUUUGGCAAAACCUUUGUACUGUAAAAUACAGUCACAUGACUGUAUUAUGCCGCAAAUGGUCGUAUAAUGUGGGUGUGUUGCCAAGCAUCCUGGGUGCAGUCAUGGCACUGUGGGAAGGAGAUGAUCAUGGGAACUUUGGAUCGGGGUUGUAAGUCCCCUUUUUCAAGUUGCGCUCUGCUCCCGUGGCCAUCCGAUUUGUGACGAACACGACAAAGGAAUGCAAGCAAGACUUGGUGGAGAGGCUGAAGAAACUUGAGUUUGACAUUAAGGAAGAUGAGAUCUUCACGUCCCUGACGGCAGCCCGAAAUUUGUUGGAGCAGAAAAAAGUCCGGCCUUUGUUGAUGGUGGAGAAAAAUGCUUUGCAUGAUUUUACAGGCAUAGACACCAGCGAUCCGAAUGCUGUAGUGGUUGGGUUGGCUCCUGACCAGUUCAACUAUCAAACUAUGAACAGAGCUUUCAGGUUGGUGCUGGACGGGGCUCCCCUCAUAGCUAUUCACAAGGCAAGGUACUACAAGAAGAAAGAUGGCCUCGCCCUCGGCCCAGGACCCUUUGUGACCGGCCUGGAGUAUGCCACUGACCAGAAGGCCACGGUGGUGGGGAAGCCAGAGCGGACAUUUUUCCUGGAGGCCUUGUGUGGGACCAACUGUGGACCUGAGGAAGCCAUCAUGAUUGGCGACGACUGCAGGGAUGACGUCGGGGGUGCCCAGAACGCUGGCAUGCUGGGAAUACUGGUGAAGACCGGGAAAUACCGAGAUGCCGACGAAGGCAAAAUUAACCCACCCCCCUACUUAACCUGCGAGAGCUUUCCCCAUGCCGUGGAACACAUCCUCCAGCAUCUGCUCUGAAGAAGCACCGCAACUUUUGAAUGUCAUCUUCCGGUGCCACAAAAUGAAAUGGCCCACAGCAUCCUUUGCAGAGCGUUCGGAUUUUCUUGGUGCAUUGUCGCUGGACUCCACCCUUUUGGGGACUGUGAUGGAAUGAAUGUUCUCACCGUAAUCAUUGCUUCCCACACCCCAAAAAGUUAUCCUGUCCAACAGGACUCUGUGUCCAACCUUCCCGUCUUGCCUUGCUCGGUUCCCGGAGGCAGAGGGGGGAAUUUGUGAGGUUGAAUAAAGAAGGAAAUAUGCGAUUCAGCCUUAUAGAGCCUCAGUUGCGCAGUGAUUAGAACGCAGUACUGCAGGCUACCUCUGUUGACUGCCGGCUGCCUGCAAUUUGGCAGUUCAAAUCUCACCAGGCUCAAGGUUGACUCAACCUUCCAUCCGUCCAAGGUGGGUAAAAUGAGGACCCAAAUUGUUGGGGGCAAUAGGCUGACUCUGUAAACCGCUUAGAGAAGGCUGUGAAGCACUAUGACGCGGUAUAUAAGUCUUAAGUGCUAUUGCUACAUACCGCUUAGAAUCACCUUGAAACGCAAGUUGGAUGGCAAAUAAAUUGGAUAAUAAUAUACAUUA
Molecule: messenger RNA, 1638 nt
Organism: Pantherophis guttatus
Lineage: Eukaryota; Metazoa; Chordata; Lepidosauria; Squamata; Colubridae
Source: RefSeq, a predicted model, not a curated record